AUGCAUUAUUGACAUAGAAUUAUAUAUAAAGACAUCAUGUCUCUUGUAAGGAAAUUAGUUGAGCAACUCAAAAGCAAAGAAUUUCGUGAAUAUUUAAUGAGCACACAUUUCUGGGGUCCUGUUGCAAACUGGGGUAUACCAUUAGCUGCUAUUGCUGAUACAAGAAAAGAUCCUAGAUUUAUAAGUGGGAAAAUGACAUUUGCAUUAACCCUGUACUCGUUGAUGUUCAUGCGUUUCGCGUGGAAGGUCCAGCCCCGCAAUCUUCUCUUAUUUGCUUGUCACUUUACAAAUGAAUGUGCUCAGCUGACACAGGGUGCUAGGUUUAUCAACUAUCACUAUAUUCAGGGUCCCACCGAAGUUAAAGAAAAGUGA
Molecule: messenger RNA, 372 nt
Organism: Leptosia nina
Lineage: Eukaryota; Metazoa; Arthropoda; Insecta; Lepidoptera; Pieridae
Source: the annotation of a GenBank genome assembly